This is a messenger RNA of Quercus lobata, 615 nucleotides long. RefSeq names its product receptor-like protein 34. The record is from RefSeq and is a predicted model, not a curated record. Gene Ontology annotation, molecular function: protein binding. NCBI's taxonomy places the organism in Eukaryota, Viridiplantae, Streptophyta, Magnoliopsida, Fagales, Fagaceae. The transcript has a single exon. The coding region runs from base 1 to 615 and encodes 204 amino acids.
AUGGGCUCGGGUUAUUAUGAAGACUUAAUAAGGGUGAUUAAUAAGGGAAUGGAAAUGGAACUGGUAAAGAUCUUGACCAUCUUCAUAGCUAUUGAUUUCUCUAACAAUAGAUUUUAUGGAGAAAUUCCAAAUACCAUGGGAAAUCUCAAGGUAUUAAUUGUACUCAACCUAUCAAGCAAUAGUUUCACUGGCCCUAUUCCAUCAUCCUUUGGGGACUUAACUCAGCUCCAAUCUUUGGAUCUCUCGCAAAAUAAGUUCCUGGGAAAAAUUCCUCAACAACUAGUAAGUCUCACAUUUCUUGCAUAUCUAAACCUCUCUCUUAACCAACUUACAGGUCCAAUUCCUCAAGGUAGCCAAUUUGGGACAUUUCAAAAUUCCUCAUUUGAGGGGAACUUGGGAUUGUGUGGCUUUCCAUUGUCCAAGAAAUGUGAAAAUAUUGAGAUACCAACUUUUGAGCCUAGACAAGAAUCAUCAUUUGGCGAAGGAUUCAAUUGGAAAGUGGUAGUGGUGGGAUAUGCUAGCGGACUGGUUAUUGGAUUGGUUCUUGGACAUGUUAUCAUCUCAAGGAGGCCAGAUUGGUUUACAAGAACUUUUGGAGUGAACCUACACAAGUGA